Molecule: messenger RNA, 1842 nt
Organism: Arvicanthis niloticus (Nile rat)
Lineage: Eukaryota; Metazoa; Chordata; Mammalia; Rodentia; Muridae
Source: RefSeq, a predicted model, not a curated record
AUGCUCAUUCCUAGAGGCAGCGGCACGCAGCUCCGAAAGAGCGCAGCGGCAGUGGAGGUUGGUAGCCUCUGCCCGCUGGAGAAACGGAACCGGGAGUGUUCGGUGCCCAGCCCCGCUGCUUCGCUCGAGACGCCCCCUUUCGCCGCGCCCCCACCCCCUUCGGAGCCUUUCUUACCUUCUCCAGCAGCAGAGGCCCCACGGGCAAGCAAGGACUUGAUCCAGCGACUUGCAAAGCCCCCGGAGCGCACCGCGUCGCCAGCGGCCGAGCCGCGCGCCGAUCCGAGCUGGGGCUACUGUCACUGCCGCCCCCGACUCGCUUUGGGCCCCGCCGAGACGUUCCCAAGAGCGCACCCGCGGGCGCUCUCAAGCUCCUCCCCACCCCUUGCCUGGCGGAGCCCCCCGGGCGCCAGAAGGGUCCGGAUGCCCCGGCUGCGGGCUGUGCUGGGCGCGCGGGCCCGGAGUCGGGCCAGGACGCGGCGCGGACGCCUGUUCCGCCGGCUCGCCCGCUCAGCUCGCUCUGCCGGGGCCGCCGCCAACGCCGCGCCCGCAGCCGCCGCCGCCACCACCACCGCCUGCGCCCGCCGCUCCCUCUCCGGCCGCGCCGCCGCUCCGGUCCUCUCGCCUGCCCGGCUCUUCUCGCCUUUUUUCCCUUCCUGGGGGGUGGGGGGGAGCGGAGCGGAGCCGGGGGCGGGGCGGCGCGGGCAGAAGGAGGAGGAGGCCGAGGACGCGGAGAAGGAGGAGGAGAGAGGCCACAGACACCCACAUUUUGAUGUCUUUCCGGGGCCAGGGGUCUCCCCUGAAGGCAGCCAGAUACCAGAGACCACCUUGUCUUCCAUGGGCCCAAGGAAAGACACUGCCAUUGGGCUCUAUAGCUGGAUGGCAGGACCUAGCACAACUCAUGCAAAAAAGAGGAAGCCCAACCUCAGCCUUCAGGAGACUAAGGUGCUGGUGUCUAUAGUCAUCAAGCACCACCGGCUGCUGUCUGAGUCAGGGCUGCUGAAGGCUGAGCCCACCCACAGGUACCACAUGAGGAGCCAGAUCCUACAGUUGCUGAAUGCACUGGGCUACUGUCACCAAGAUGUGGUGGAUCCGAAGCACAAGUGGGUAGACUUGUGUGCUGUUGUGUGGAACAAGCUGGGUCAACUCCAGAAGGUGCCUGUUAGCCCAGGCUCUGCUCAGCUCUGGCUCACACCCAUGGAGUGGUCAGUAGCUAGGAUGUUCCUGUGCCAGGCCCUGCUCCCUGAGGGUUUCUACCUGGAGGUGCCCAUAGGCACUCCCUGGGAUCCUUGCUCCCUUGAAGAGCUGUGCCAGGUCACAGUGGCCAAUGUCUUUCAAAUCAACUCCCAUGUGACAUCCUUGGAACAGAGUCUCCGGUCCUUGGGGGAACUAAGUAACACACAGGAGCUUCAGGACAGGCUGUAUGACACCAAGAAAACUGCUGCCACCAGCUCCAGUGCCAUGAAGCAGGUGUCAGAGCUGUGGGGCUUCUGCCUGCAGGAGCACCGUCAGCUGCACUGGCUGAAAACCCAACUCUCAGAUGCUAUUCACCAUGGAGUGGUGCAGAGGAGGAUUGCAGAAAGGUCCAAAGCACUGCUUUCCAGCAUGCAGCAGGGCAGUAAGCAGGCCUGGCUGAUCGUCAGAAGAAACUUUAGUGGAAAUGAUAGCGAGUGGCAAGCAGAGCAGGUGCUGCUUCUAUGCUUGACUAACGAGGACCUGGAAGCCAGCUGACUGCACAGGGAGUCCAUCCUGCAGAUGAUGGUGCGAAUUGCAUGUGUUGACUCUCAACUUUCCGCUAUGGGGACUGCCAAGAACUCCAGGGCUCAAGGUGCCAGCCUGUUGUAG